AUGAGGCAGAGCACGAUCGGUAUGCUGUUGGUGCUACUAACCAUACCGUGGGGGGCGGGCCGGUUCGGGACGGCGAUGGCGGGGCAUACGAGUGCGAGCGGCUCGCCGGAUCCAUCGCCGGGCCGGUCGCCCGGCCCACCGACCCUGCUACCAUCGCCGGGUUCACUGUCGUCCACCGAGGACGAAACAAUCGCGCCAGCCGAUAGGGAUGGUCGCAGGCUGGGCGGCGGCGGUGGUGGUGAAGGCUUCGCCGGUCCGAUGCUCGGCUACGAUGACGACGAAGAGGGCGAGCAGGAUGCGGAGGGUACGACAGACGACGAAAGCAGCGUAGUGGUAGUAGAGGACCGGACGUUAGCGGAGCAAGAGGGUGGCGAGGAGGAGGAGGAACCGGUGCUGGAUGUUGAGCAGGAGCAGAAGGAGAGGGCACAGGUUGAGGGGUAUGUGCCGGAGUCCGACGAUCAAUCGCUUGAUUACGACAAUGGAGAAGGUGGAGGCGCUGAUGAUGGUGAGGAACAGGAUGGCAUGAUGGAGGAAGAGGAAGAGGAAGAGGAGAUUGGUCAAGGUGCCAAAGAGCAUCGGUUCGCCUUCCCCGCCGCCGGGGACAACCCGUGUGCGUCCGCCAUCUUGGACUACCUGGAAUCGAGCGGUGGCGAAGGGACAGGUAUACGGCGUAACUCACCGGAGGACGGCACCGAUCUGCACAUCGACGUGCGCCACGAUCUGUUCGACACGCACACCGGCAUCGUACCGGGGCUUCUCUAUCAAGUGGAAGUGUGGCGCUCACCGACCGCCGAGAUCCGGGAUUUCUACAUCGAAUCCAUCACGGGCGGCCCCGCCGGUGUGCAGGGGCAGGGGCAUGGUGGUGGCCACGGUUCCCGCUCUACCGAGGUCCCGAUCGGUCGCUUCGAUAUAGUGAGCGAGGGCGGAUACAAGCGGGCAGCUGACUACCACCGCCCACUGCUCGGCGACUACGACGACGACGACGACGACGCGACACCGGACGCCAUACCGCGCAGUACGUGGAUCGAGGACAUGGAGCUAGACUGGUUACAGCACGCUGGUGCUGGGGGGGGGCGGACGGUUGCUGCCACGGGCUCCCAUCAUGGGCGGCUGGUAUUCGGCGAGAAACCACCCCCGGAACAGGAGCUGGAGCUAGAAAUGGAGGAGGGCGAAGACGAAGGGUCGGACGAGGAGAGCACGCCGGGCGGGAGGGAAGCGGGCGGUCGGUUGCGGAAGCGGCUUCGGCGGUUACGCCGAGGACAUCCCCGGCGGCGACGACGACGCCCUCGUCCUCGGAAACUGCGACGCGCCGCGGUCUGUCCGGACAAUGUCUGGCGCCAGAACUUCAUGCUGGACGAACGGAUGGUCGCGAACUGGUCCGUACCGCGGUCCGUGCCACAGCGGAUAGCGCGCGACGACAUCCGGACGUCUACCAACCGGACCGUCGCUAGUGCUGCCGCUGGUAGGAAGCAGUCGCUCCAUGACCAACAGCAGCAGCAGCAACAGGAACUACAGCAAGGAACACUGCUAUUCUUCCGCGUACUAUACCGGACGAUGACCAGUUACGCGGUCUACGAGCUCAUCUACACGGUAGUAUUGUUACAAGAGUGCCAUCUGUUUCUGAGACAAUCGCAAGGGCUACUGUCAUCGAGCAGGCUUCCGCUUGGUUACCAGGACUGCCGCGUCACGUUCCCGGUGCGCUCGUCGCCAGCCGGGGUCAGCCACCGGGACGAGCCGCCCGGCUUGGUGGUGAAGCUAGCCCGCCUCAACACACCCUGUCGCAAUGGCGGCUACCUACAGUUUGUGCCAACCUCGGCUCGGGUCACUCCUGUCAGUGGUGGCAGCAGCGGCGGCGGCGGCGACGACGGUCACGGUGCUGGCGACGUGGCCGGUGGCGAAACCGACGGAGGCAACCUUCCACGACCCAUAUCACUGUGCGGUAAGCUGGAAGAGCUGCCGCCCGAGGAGCGCUCGUUUCACUUCCAGAACCACACCAACACCACCCUGCGGGUGCACAAUCAACCGCUGUUCAGCUUCCACUACCGGCUGGUCGACUACUGCUACAAUGUGACGCUGCGCGACCGUGCGGCGACCCUGCGAUUGCGGCCAUCGGCCGGCACCGCCCUCGAUUGCUACUUCCGCAUUCAUCUGCCGUACGGGUACCGCGUAGCGCUGCAGCUGCUGACCAAUGCAUCGACCAGCACCGGUAACGACGACGCCGAAGACGACGCGGACGUACGGCAUGAACCUAUCACGCUGAUACCGCUCGCCGCUGCGCCAUCCGCAGUCGCAGACUCAACGGGGCUGGGUGUUGCUGGGUUUCGCUGUCCCGAUCCCGGUGGUGGCGGUGGCAGCUUGCUGGUGGAGUUGUACGAGGUCGGCUUUCGUCGGUGGGUGCGUUGCAUCAAUGGGAGCUCCUCGGCACCAAUCACUCGCUACACGCUGCUCUCGGCAGGUAACCACAUAGCGGUUAAGGUGAGCAAAUACACGGGCCCAGGGGGCAACAACGCAACAACGGCGGGGGCGGCGGCGUCGGCGGCCAUCGUCGCACCCUCGCUACUGCUCGAGUACCGGGCGCACCCGGUCCCGGCCCUCACCUCACAUUGUGCCUUCGGGUGGCUAGCGACCGAGCAGCUCUGCAUCGCGGCCAUCGAGCGGCGGCUGCCGUGGCAUGAGGCCGAAGCCGAAUGCAACCGACUCGGGGGCCACCUCCUCUCGAUACGUUCCGGCGAUGAUCAGCAGCUCAUCGAUCAGCUGCUGCUGCACAGUCCCGGCUACAAGGACAGCAACGCGUACUGGAUCGGGGCGGCCGAUCUGAUUACCGAGGGUGAUUUCCGGUGGAACGAUAAGUUUCCCUUCAGUUACAACAACUGGUUCCCGGGGUGGGCCCACCAGGAGUACUACAACCGCCAGCCGAACGAUGAUGGGCUGAGCGGGCAGGACUGCGUCGAGGUACGACGUCACUUCCAGGGUGCAACGACCGGAGGUGGACCGGCACCAGCUGUCAGUACGGGGGGUGCGGACUCAUUGACCAGUUCGUACAUGUGGAACGAUCGCAGCUGCGAUGCGCACAAUUACUUCCUCUGCGAGCGUAUGGUCGAAAAGGAGCCGGUCGAGCGGCUGGUGAACGAGGCAGAGUGUAACGCGACCGUGACACUCAGCGCCGAACGGUCGAAGGCAACCGUGUGGAGUCCGGGCUUCCCGCAGCUCUACCCGGACAGCGUCGACUGCUACACGUUCAUCCUGGCACCACCCGGUUACCGGGUGGUGCUCGACUUCGAAGAGAUGGUGCUCGAGAACGAACCGUUUUGUUCGUAUGACUUUCUGCAGCUGGUGGAACCGGAGAAUAGCCGGGCCGGCCUGGGCAAGUCCACUGGGACGGUACAAUUCCGAUCGAGAAACUCACGCCACAGUGGGCGCUACAGUAUGCUGCAACAACCGCAACAGCAACAGCAUCGACGUAAAGGUGGUAUCGGUCGAUCGUCCGCACUAACGACGGUCGCAGCGUCCCAACAGGGACCUACUGGGCACCGUGGGACUACCGGUCACAGUACUACCAGCACCGACUACCACCACCGAAUACACUUCAACGUGAGCAACGUUGAGGUGUUGCAGCCGAACGAUGGACGGUACGCGAGCAGCAUACCGCUGCCGGAGCCCCCCACCCUCGGUAGCGCACCCCGGCGGAUCUGCGGCGACUGGAGCUCCAAGCUUAAGCUGCUCCGCUACGUCACCCGCGGUCCGGCACUAGGGCUUCGCUUCGUGUCCGAUUACUCCAACAAUUUUGGCGGCUACAAGGCGAAGAUCUCCAUGGAAAAUGGAAGGCCGAGGGCACCUGUGACAUCCGAGUGUCAGGAUGAGCGUAUCAAGGCGUACAACAACUCGUGCUACCUGAUCAUCUCGUACCCGGAGGUGGACUGGACGACGGCUCAGCAGAUAUGCCGCGGUAUCGGUGCCCAGCUCGCCUCCAUCUCGACAACCGACGAGCAGAGGUUCAUCACGCUAAACAUUCGCAACAGCCCGGACUACACGCCACGCUCACUGUACUGGGUGGGCGGUGAGAUGACGGCCACCGGCAACCUGGAGUGGACCGACGGUGCGAAGCUCAAGUUCGAGGGCUGGCUACCGGGGCAGCGACCGGAGCAGAACAAGGCCCUUAAGAUGCCGGCCUGCUUGGGGCUCCAGUGGAAGGUGUCGCCCACGCCGAUGAUCUCGUCCGGGCUGCACUGGACGGCGCAGCGGUGCGGUGCGAUCGGUGGCUACGUGUGCAAGAAGCCCCGCCCAACCCUGGACGAGCAUACGGUGCGCAACCAGACGCAAUCGGGCACGGAGGGCCGUCUGCUGUCGCCCGCCUUUCCCAACCCCUACCCGGCCCAGACGGACUACUGGGUCCGACUGGUGGCACCCGAGCGGCACCGCAUCAUCAUCCAGUUCCAGCGGCUCGAUCUCGAGCAGCAGGACGAGUGUCUGUACGAUUACAUCAGCAUCCAGAACUAUCCGCCGCUACCGGGGGACCAUCCGGCACGGUUCGACGACCAACGCAACAGCAACGAGACGUAUCAUGGUAGGCAGGCGGCGGCUUGGUUGCGUGGACGGUUGCACCACCGCCCGGUACGCUUCAUCAAUCCGGGCUCCGAGCAUGGUGCAAGUGUGGGAGUCCGGAUCGCCACCGAUGUCGACGGUGGCGACUCGGCGGCAGCGGCGGUGACGGCUGCAUCAUCGGCGGCGGCUACAUCGUCGUCGUCGUCGUCGUCGUCGCUCCCGGAUUCCGGCGCCGGCGACGUUAAUCCCUCGUUCCAGCCGUACGUCCGCUGGUGCGGAACUCAUGAUAGCAACAUGUCCCGUUUCGAUUUCAUCUCCGCCGGCAACGAGGCGUUCGUUCGCUUUCACUCCGACUUCUCGAUCAACGGGGCCGGCUUUUCGGCCACCUGGAGUGCCGUCGACGUGUCCGGGUGUCCGCUGCAGACGAUCACGUCACGCGAGGGCGCGAUCCGCAAUCCGAACUAUCCGUACUUUCUGCUCGACCGUCUCGACUGCACGUACGUCAUUCAGGCACCGUACGGGCGGCGCGUUUGGCUCGAGUUCGUACGGGCCGAUCUGGCCGCCGAAGCGACCCUGCUGGUCGACAUUGGCGACGGUCCGUUCGAACCGUUCGGUGACGCGUCGCACGUCAACGACGGUGUGUUCGUCAGCAACGGCGAGCGACUGGUCGUGCGGAUCCAGACCGGUGCGGCACCACGUGGCAAGGGUUUCCACGCCAACUUCAAAACACUGGCGAGCAUCAACGAGCAGCGGUUCAUAGCGCUCGCCAACAGGACGACCGGUACGCUGUACUCGCUCAACUUCCCUCAGCCGCUGCCGUACGAUGUCGAUUACACGCAGCACCUGAUUGCACCGCUCGGUGAGGUGAUACUGCUCGAGCUGUACGGUGUCGGUUUCAGUCAGCAUGGUUGCCGCGACACCGGUUUCAUCGAGAUUUACGAUAACUACACCGACAGCAAUGGUACGCUGUGGCAUCUGUGCGAACAUCAACUGUCUGCUGAACCGUCUGCUUUUGCGGCGGCUGUAUCGGCGGCUAGCGAACUAUCGAACGGCCCAGCGGUGGCGAAGAUAACACAGCACACCGGUGGUGGUGGUGGUGCGCACAUCUGGCAGCACGGUGGUGAGGUGCGGGCGGCCCCGAUCUACAUCACCUCGUACAUGAACACGCUCCACAUCCGGCAGCGGAACACGAACGGUACCGGUAUACGGUUGAACGCGACGAUCCGCCUGCAGGCGGACGCCGGCUACAAGAUGAAGCUGAUCGCGAACGAGGACGAGUGGGUGGAAAGCUGCUGGCCGAACCCGUGCCAGUACGGUGGCAAAUGCAUCGCGACACCGGACGUGGUCGGUGGUGUGCGGCGGGGUAUCUGCGAGUGUUACGGUCACUUUACCGGGCGCUUCUGCGGGCUCAACAUCUGCGAGCUGGAACCAUGCCUGUUUGGCAAAUGUGAGCUGACGGCUUCGAGCUUUAAGUGCAACUGCCAGCCGGGCUAUCUCGGGCAGCGGUGCGACCAGAAGCAGAAACCGUGCGCCGAGAAUCCGUGCGAGAGCCGGGGCGAGUGCUUUGAGAAGAACGGUGGCUUCUACUGCCGGUGCCACGCCUGGUGGGAGGGACCACGGUGCGAGCGGCGCAUGAUGCACAUCCCUUACAAGCCGCUGUCGGAGCGGAUGCUACAGGAACCGUUCUGGCUCGGGCUGAUCACCGUGUUCGUCGUGCUGGCCGUGAUCGGGCUGGUCUGGUGCGCCAAGCGCCAUUUCCCCGAGAAGAUUGAGAAGCUGCUCGCCGACGAAACCCAGCGUAACCGACCCACUACGUUCCCGCCGCACCAUCUGAAUACGGCGUUGCGCGAGCAGCUGCAGGCGACCGCCGGUACCGUUUGCUCGUCGAACGCGACCACACCGGCCUCGCAUCGGACGAUAUUCGGACGAUUGGGCACACCGUCACCGAGGAAGAAGCGCAACAACUCGACACCGACGAAAAAGAACGUCAACGAGAAGAAGCAAAUACUGCAGCAGCUCGUCUCACCCGCCCAGAACGCUGCCACCAAACAAGUCAGCUUGGGCGAGCUGAUCCAGCUGUCGGAGCACCGGUUGAAGACUAACUACGGAGAGGCAGGUGAACCGCACGGCAGUACCACGAAGGAGACCAACUUCUCCGACCACUCGCUGUCCGUCGCCUCGAUGGUGCGCCAAAUCUCGGAUCCCAAGCUGGAGAAGAAAGUGACGUUUGCGCGUCUGCUGAGCAAGGUGUCGGCCGAGAUGAGUUCCGGCUCGGAGGACCUAGCCAAUGGAACGAAGCACUCGAGCGCGCUCAGUCUUCCGAACGAGGUGCCGCAGCGGGCGAACUCGGUGCCACCGUCACCCUGCACCAACGAGACCCGGUCACCGCACAGCACCUCGUCGAACCAGGGCAGCGACUCGCUGUCCAGCUCCGAGCUGGCACUGCACGAUUUCGGGCUGCGGGCCAGCAACCGGCAGCGGUCGCGCGGCAAGGUGUCGAGCGCCGACUCCAUCCUGGCGAUGUUCAAGAGCUUCGCCGCGUCGAGUGGUCCGCUCGGGGCGCUCCCCUCGUCGAUCGUCAUCUCGCCAUCGUCCACACCGACGGCGUCGAGCCCGCAGGACGACGUCCCGGGCGAUGACGAUUCGUCCACCUCGUCCAACCAGACGCCGGUCAGCUACUCGAGCGGUGCGGCGGCGGCGGCGGCUGCCGGUGCCGGUGCCGGGCCAUCCGAUUCGCCCGUCUUCUACCGGCAGAGCACCAUCGAGGUGCCGGUCCUGGAUGCGCUCAGUGCACACAAAGCUGGGACCGUGUCCGGAUCGCACGGUCUGUCGCAGUCCAGCAGCAGCGGCAGCAACAGUAGCGGUAGCGGUGGCGGUGGCGGCGGCGCUGGCGGCAGCGGCAGCGGCAGUGGCAGUGGCGGCAAUAGCAGCGGCAAUAGCAGUGGUAGCUGCUGCGGUAGUGCCGGUAUGCAGCUGCCAACCAUACUGCUCGAGAUACCGAGCAACGGCAUCAACAACAAGUGUUUGUCGCCGAUCCGCGAGAUGCCCACACCGAUACCGUCGCCGGCCCUCACCCCGAUCAUGCCGCGACCGCAGCGCAUGCGCACGCCCCAGUCGAUCCACGAUGAGUCCAUGUCCGUCACGUUCAACUCCAGCUACGGCGAGUACCACAAGCCACAUCACAUUUCGAUCGAAAUCCGGCCGCCACCGCCGCCGCCGGAGUCGAGCGAGUGCGAGCGAGAAUCGGUCGCCAGUAACGUUGUCGCCCUACCGUCAGUUGGACCGGUAGUGUCGAUCGACGUCCAUCCCCCGACGCCCGAACGCCGGAGUCCCGAGCGGCCCCGCGAUCUCAUCAUCCCGGAGCUGAUCGUGCAGCACCCGAGCCCGACCCGGGAGCGGACGCGGGUGGUGAUGUUUCCCGGGUCGCCGCCACCGCAGCGAGCCACCCGCAGCUUCUACUCCCAUGCCUCCGGCGAUCUGUACUACGACGCGCAACCGACCCCUGACAGCAGUGCCAUCGAACCUGCCUUCCUGCCGCUACUUCCGAAAAGGGAUCGGUUUCUGAAGCAGUGGGAGAAGCCGUCCUCAUUGGAUUUACCCUUCGAGCCGCCGAUCAUCACGAUCACCUCCAACAGCAGUGAGGUGAUGUCAUCGGAUGCCGAUCUGCAGUCACCGGGUCCAUCGGGGGCGGCCGCCGCAGCAGCAGCAGCAGCCGGUCACCGCACCGGUUACCUAGGGCCACCGGGCGCAUCAGCAGGUGGUAGUGGUGGCGGUGGAGGUGGUGGCACCAUGUGCUAUCUGAGCCCGUUCUCCAUGUGCGGCCGAGGUGAUCGGGCACCGUCGGAGAGCAACCUCAGCUCGUCCGGUUACUCCAGCAUGGCCAGCCCCGGUCCGAGCCGUUGCGGUUCCAGCAAUCCACUCUUUCCCGCGAACGAAUCGGACGAUCCAGGCUCGGGACCGGCUGGGCCCAGCUAUGCCGGCUUUCACUCGCUGCUCAGCAGCCGCCGGCAAGCGGCGGCGGCUGGCUCCACCGGUUCCACCUCUUCCACCAGCCAGCGCCGCAAAUCGGAGAACAUUGGACUGGGGGGCAGCGCGGCUGGCACGGGUGGUGGUGGUGCCGGUUCCACCAGUGGCAACCAGUCGUCGAUGGUCGCCGGUGUCGGCACCGACAGCUGCGGCGGCUACCGGGCUGGCCAGCAGUCGUUCCGCCGUCGCUCAGAUUCGGAGACGCUGUCGGACGAACCGCUGCUCGAGUCGAACGACGAGGGCAUCGGGACGGAUCAUCUCGACGAGAAAAUUGAGGAAGGUGAAAUCCGGAGUGCCAAAGAGCUGGAGCUGUACCUCGGCAAAGAGCUCAUCCAGAUCGGGCAGGAUCUGCUGGCACAGGACCAACAACACCACCACCACCACCACCACCAGCAGCAGCAGCAGCAGCAGCAACAGCAACAACUCCUCUCCAUGGCUCAGCUGCAGCUGCCGUCGAUCGUGAUCCAGUCGGAGACGGGGUGCGACAAACCAUCGCCCGUCUCGUCGCGUUCCGAGAGCCCGCUCAGCGAGCGCAACGCCAGCCUCGAUCGCUUCUCCGCGGCGUUCUACGGCCGGAAGGACCAGCAGCUCCCGUUCACCGACUCCGAUGGACUGUACGACUUCCCUUCGUCCGAUGGCAAGGGCUCGUGUACGGGCACCGGUACGAGUACGGGCCUCGGGGGCGGCAGCGGCGUCGCUGUCACCUUAACGCACCGGAAGUGUGCGGUCGGGCGGAGAAAGGAACGGCGCGGUAUCGUGCGCUCGAGCUCCAUGCUAUCACCAUCCAAGGCGACGCCAUCCGGGCAACUCGUGGACUACCCGUCCCAGCAGCACUUCCACUGUCAUGCAUACGGCGGAAGCGGCGCCGGCACGCAGCAGCUCGGCGUCAGCGUCACUCGCAAGAGUCCGAAACGACGGCAGCAACGCACCGCUCCGGUAGCCAGCAGUUCCUCUUCCACAGAGUCGCUCACCUCCAUGCGUGAGUACGCGCUACGUCCAACUACGAAAGGUCAGACCAGCGGCAGUAGCACCACCGGUGCCCAACAGGUGACUACUACUACUGUGGUCAGCUAUCUGGCGCAAAGCCGCGAUUCUGGUGACGACACCGACGAGCUCCGUAGUGCUCUUCAGCACACCACCGAGGACAUCUCGAGCCAGAUACUGCCGAAGGUGGGCACCGCCGAGGAGCAGCCGCGGCCCGCGGUUCGCAAGAUCCGGCGCCUGAAGGCGAUCGGCAAUCAGAUCAGGUUUCUGCGGCGCCUGGAACGCUCGAUCCACCGGAAGGAGCAGGAACCGUCGGACGAGGAGGGCUGCUUUAACGGUGGAACAGGCACGAAGCUGGAGGGGCUGGCAACGGCGACCACCUCGCCGCUGAUCAAGUUCAAACAAUCGCAGAUCGACGAGGAGGACGAGCCAGACGAGGAGGAGGAGGAGGAGGAGGAGGAUAAGGAGGAAAGGGAGGAGGAAUUGAAGCACCGUACCGGGACAGGCUACUGCAUCGGUGUGCCGAACAAAACGCUCUGCCUACCGUCCACCAGUGGCGGAUUGGCGACGGGCCCAGCUCGACCACACAGCAAGAUCUCGCGCCAGCGGCGCAUACCCAGCCAUGACUGUCAUAGCAGCAUCAAACCGUGGUCCGAGGCCGAACGGAAGCUGCUCGAACAUGACGUGGAGAACAGCGAUUAAGCGGAGGGCCGAGGGCCGCGUCACUUAUACACUGUAGUAGCAUCACGAACAGUCGACUGCUAACCGGAAAGAUCCAUCCGAGACACACUGGCAACUUGUUUGCAGGGAGUUGAGUUCGUGUGUGUCCUGAGACUGCUCCGAAAGCCAGCAGCUUCGUGCCACACUAAUCUCAACCGCCACAAUACCGAUCGGAUUGCAAGGCUCACUAGGGGAUGACAUCAUCGAACGACAGACACAACAAACACUCCUACGCUGAACGCCCUCCUAGUGCGACUAGGAGGCGCUACGAAGGGUGAGGUGAGGGCGAGUUCAGCAAUUAAAGUUAGAGCAAUCACCUGGCUGCAAUAGGACGGCCACCAUUAACACUAAUUCGAUAAUCGAUACACCGCUACCCCCGUCACCCAAAAAGAAUUGUCUAAUAUCGUGAAAGCGACCAU
This is a messenger RNA of Anopheles darlingi, 10691 nucleotides long. RefSeq lists its product as uncharacterized. Gene Ontology annotation, molecular function: calcium ion binding; serine-type endopeptidase activity. Bases 1 to 10254 code for a protein of 3417 amino acids. Lineage: Eukaryota; Metazoa; Arthropoda; Insecta; Diptera; Culicidae. The transcript has 29 exons. The record is from RefSeq and is a predicted model, not a curated record.